CGUCUUGACACUUCGAUGAAGACAGACGCCUCCCUGUCCCCCCAGCCAGGAACAUGAAGGGCUUAUCGGGUGGCCGCUCCCAGCACCAGAUCCCCUCGCCCCAUGGGCUAGACCAGUUUGACCAUCCUCAAGACUUCCAUGGCAUGGGCCACCAUGGCGGAGCCUCUGAGUCGCGCCACUCCUCCUACCUGCUCAGCCCCACCGAGAGCUGCCCAAUGGACUACCACCACCGCUACUCACCACGCAGCUCCAUCCACUCUGACUGCAUGAUGAUGUCCCCCGUCAUCAUGGCACCCUCGUCGGGUGUUGGUGGCGGCGCAUCCAUUGACCACAUCUCCAGCAGCACCUUCCCCAGAAUGCACUACAGCUCCCAGUACUAUGACUCGGCCACGCGGGAUGACUGCGCCGCCAUCACCGCCUCCGCCACCUCCCAUGGCAGCGGCAAGAGCAACCGCAUCCCGGCAAACCUGCUUGACCAGUUUGAGAAGCAGCUGCCACUGCACCGUGACGGCUUCCACACACUGCAGUACCAGAGGACGUCCACCACCACCACCACGGAGCAACGCAGCGAGAGCCCCGGACGCAUCCGCCACCUUGUCCACUCCGUCCAGAAGCUCUUCACCAAGUCCCAUUCCCUGGAGGGCUCAUCCAAGAUGAACGGAACCAAAGGUGACGGUGGAGGAGGGGGACACCACGGCGGCUCCCAACACAGCCACCACGGAGGCUCCAAGCAUGGCAGCAAGCGAAGUAAGAGCAAAGAGCGCAAGACGCACCGCUCGGGGGGAGCGGGCGGCUUCUGGAGUUCCGACGACAACCUGGACAGCGACAGCACCUACCGCACGCCCAGUGUCAUGAGCCGUCACCAUGGCGACCAUGCCCAUGCCGCCCACUGCUACCCGGACUCCAUGCACCACAGUCACUUUGGAGACCUGUCCCUCAAGACCUCCAAGAGCAACAACGAUGUCAAGUGCUCAGCAUGUGAGAGCAUGGCCAUGACUCCGGAGGGGAAGUUUAUGAAGAGGAGCUCCUGGUCCACGCUGACCGUCAGCCAGGCCAAGGAGGCCUACAGGAAGUCCUCCCUCAACCUCGAGAAACCCAUGAUGCACACAGACCUCAAGCCCUCGCUACGGGCCUGUCACUACCUACAGGUGCCUCAGGAUGAGUGGAGUGGAUACCCAGAGGAUGGGGACCAGGACGAGGAGAUCCCGUGUCGGCGGAUGCGCAGCAGCAGCUACGUCAAAGCCAUGGGAGAAGAAGACAACGACUCUGGUGGCGAAUCUGAUGGCAGCCCCAAGACCUCGCCCCAGAAGGCCAUCCGACCCGACGCCCUCGUCCUCAAAUCAGCUAUGCAGAGACCCCACAUAGAACCCCAAAGUCAGAGCUACCACUUGCAAACCACCCGAGACAUGAUGCGGCCCCAUCCCAGUGUCACCCUGGACCCAGCCACCAACUACCCCCAACACCAUAUACCCCUCGGCCCUCAGUUCCGAUCCCGGAACCAGAGCUACAUGCGCGCGGUUAGCACCCUCAGUCAGGCAAGCUGCGUCAGCCAGGUGAGUGAGACUGAGGUCAAUGGCCAGUUUGAGUCAGUUUGCGAGUCCGUUUUUAGCGAAGUAGAAUCCCAGGCCAUGGAAGCCUUGGACCUGCCUGGCUCGUUCCGCACUCGAAGCCACAGUUACCUGCGUGCAAUUCAGGCUGGGUAUUCCCAAGAUGACGACUGCUUGCCUUCAAUGACAUCCUCCACUGUCACUUCAACUCUCAGAUCCACAACAGCGGUGACGCACACGCCUAGCUAUAAGGCAAAGACGCCACCGCCGGUGCCACCUCGCGCCACCUCCAAGCCCCUCAUCUCGGUGACGGCCCAGAGCAGCACAGAUUCCACCCAGGAUGCCUACCACGAGGGAAGGCACCCGCGGGGGAGUAUCCUGUGGGCGCCGGACGGUCUGGGCGGCUCGGGUCGAAACCUCUACAACUCCACCGACAGCCUGGACAGUGCCAAGGCGGUGACGUUGGCCAUGGAGACGGCGGCGGGCAAGCGGCACGCCUCCAUGGGCAGCCACAGCUCCGUGCAGACGUGUGACAAGGCGGUGCUCGUGUCCAAGGCUGAGGAAUACCUCAAAACACCACGCUCUUCCAUAGGGAUUCAGGUGGAGACGGCGACAGACUCCGAGUCGGAGAGCAAAGGGCUUCCUCAGUACCAUUCUGUGGGCACCCAGGUGGAGGAUGACAAAGGGCAUGGCAGGUUCAAGCGCUCCAACAGCGUGACGACGGCCGUACAAGCUGACAUGGAACUAGAGGGCUUCCCCACCAUGGAGGACAAGGGCCUGCAGUUCGGAGGGGGCUUGGGCCUCCGCGGGGGCCACUCAGAGCCUAGCACGCCCACCCAGUACGGGGCUGUCCGCACCGUCCGCACCCAGGGCCUCUUCAGCUACCGGGAGGACUACCAGCGCUCCUCCAGCGGACCGCCCAGCCCGCAGCCCGAGUCUUGGCUGACAGAGCCCUCUCUGGAGGGGGCUGAGACGGGCCGAGUGUCCCCCCUCCGCAGGGACGGCGGCUGGUUCAUGCAGCUCCUCCAUAAUGAAACUAAGAGGAUGGAGGGAUGGUGUAAAGACAUGGAGAGGGAGGCGGAAGAGCAUGACCUGUCGGAGGAGAUCCUAGGGAAAAUCCGAAGUGCCGUGGGCAGCGCACAACUCCUCAUGUCUCAAAAAUUCCAGCAGUUCUACUGGCUGUGUCAGCAGAACCUGGACCCCAGCGCCAUGCCCCGCCCCACCUCUCAGGACCUGGCCGGAUUCUGGGACCUGCUGCAGCUCUCCAUCGACGACGUCACUGCCAAGUUUGACGAGCUGCAGGAAAUCAAGAGCAACGAGUGGAGGCCCGUGGAGAGACCCGAGAAGAAGACACCAUUACAGGAGAGGAAGUGGCCUCCCCCGCUGCCAAAGAGGCCUCCGAAGGGGCGUGGCGGCGUGAUGCGGGAGCGCUCUCUGGACCUGCAGGACCGCCAGCGUCAGGAGGCACGGCGCCGCCUCAUGGCAGCUAAGCGGGCGGCUUCCUUCAGACAGAACUCAGCCACAGAGCGGGCGGACAGCAUCGAGAUCUACAUCCCCGAGGCCCAGACCCGCCUUUGA
Molecule: messenger RNA, 3125 nt
Organism: Oncorhynchus masou masou (cherry salmon)
Lineage: Eukaryota; Metazoa; Chordata; Actinopteri; Salmoniformes; Salmonidae
Product: disks large-associated protein 2-like
Exons: 11
Coding region: 54-3125 (1023 amino acids)
Biological process (GO): signaling
Cellular component (GO): postsynaptic specialization; glutamatergic synapse
Molecular function (GO): molecular adaptor activity
Source: RefSeq, a predicted model, not a curated record